UAAUCACCGCGGUCAUUCUGUUAUAACAGGACUUCCGGGCGGUUAUGUCUCGACACGUGAGGUUAGCGAAUCAGAGAGUUUAAGUGUUUACCAUGGAUAAGACCGGCUCAGUGGGCAAAUCUAUAAGGAAGCAAUGUAAAGCAAUGGGAAAACAAAUUAGAAGCAGCAAACCCAAAAAAGCAGGAAAAAAAUUGAAGAAAUUGCUAUUCCUGGGAAAAAAUAAGUCGUCCAGAUCAGAAGGAGAAAAAUCAUCCACUUAUAGGUCAGCAACACUAUAUGAUGAUGUGGGCAGUAGUUCAGCUACGCAAGGUUUUGACAGUGUACACCUCAAUGAACAAAUUCAGAGUAUUUAUGACGUUUAUCGGGCAACCAAAAUGAGGAGGUGUACAGCCUUUGAAGAAGACUGUGUAGCCGUCAGAUGGGAACGCGAUGCUCUGAAGAGAACAGUAAAAGAGCUGGAAAUUAAACUGCAGGCCACUCAAGAAACACAAAAGCAGAGGAAUCUUUAUUUAGAAGAGGAAAUUUCUAGACUGAGAGCCGAAAAUAAUUCCUUUAGAGCUAAAGUUCAAAACUUCCACGACGCGCGCACUACCGAAACGUCUGAAAUGCUCGAUGAAUUCGGAAGACAGAUCAGGGCCUUAGAGGAUCAGGUGGAGGUAGUAGAAGUAUUGGCGACUGAACGAAAGUUCAUUGAAGCAAAUAGUGAGCUUCCGCAAGUGAAAGACGAGAUGAGCAUUUUUGAAGAUACCAGAAAGCAACUGGAAUCGACAAUUGACGACCAGAUGGCAGAAAACGAGAAGCUAAAAGCGAAUUUGCAGGAGCUGGGGAGGGCGCUCAUUGCUGACAACAAAACCAUGAUUGAGGAGUGUGUACAGCAAUCUGCAGAGAUGCAGGGGCAAUUGCUGCGUAAAAUAAGCGAAGUUGAGUGUAAUUAUAUCAGUUUGAACAAAGACUGCUUGCAAUUGAGAGACGAAAAGUCUAUUUAUGAAGCGUGCAAGCAGCAACUGCAAGAAACUUUAAAUGACCAGAUUAAAGGGCUAUGUGCUGAGACACGGGAAUUAAUUGCCCACGUUUGUCAUGACGAAAAAAGAAUUGCUAUCAAAACAGGAGAACUCAGGAAGGAAAUCAAAGAAUGUUUUCAUAGUUUAGAUCAGCAAGCACAUUUUGAACUUGAUCUCAUUAAAAGCAAGUACAUUAAUCUAAAACACGAGAUGUAUCAACUGGCGGAGGAAAUGUCAAAGUCCAGACAAAGAGAAAAUGCAGUUACUUGUGAAUUGGAGGAUCGUAUAGACGUUCUGACUUCAGUGGCGGCACGAAAACGGGAAGAACCAAGAAGUGGUGGAAAUUCCGUUCCUCCGGGAAAAAUAAAGACGACGCCUACAAGGAUUGCUUAAUGGCGUUAAUCGAUGUAAUAAAGAUAAGAUAUCGAUUCUCUGAGUUCGAGAAGAACGUACUAGCGUCGAAGGCAGAGUUGAAUGAUGAGAAAAAGAAACACGGCGACUGAAUGAAUUACACGAUAUCGCUCUAAUGAAGUCGCAAAAUCCGCCGGUAUAUACUUCAGGAUAUCACCAUGAGCGUCCAAGGACUUGUCAAAAGUGCCUCGACGGCAAAGGAAUUUGUUGCUCCCGCAGGAGAACACUUUGAAGGGAAUUUUUCCAUCUCGUGAGGGUUUACGUUAAAGUGUUUAAGGAUAAACAGGCUUAAGCUAAUUUUAAACUCAAUUACAAUCAUAAUUCCGUAGAAAAUAAACAUUCCUCUUACAGGUUAAACACUCGAAAUCGUAAUUAUUAAGAAGCCUGAUCGUUGAUUUCAAUUCCAGGUCGCCCUUCAACAUUUCAGUUUUAGUUCAGCGUUCUUUUGUUUGUAUUUCCUCUUGAUUGGUUACCUACAUUUUAUUUAUAUUUGUAUAUUUAAUUACCUACUCCAGUUCCAAUACAUUGAAGAUCAUGGGAAUAUAAAUUUGAGGUUAUGACGGCGGUAAGUUUGAAGGUGGCCGUCUGCUUUGUUUGUACGCCACAUCACCUGACAGAAUUCUGCCGACGUUUCAGAAGUCCUGUUUGCCUCCUAGGGAAUGUCCCAUGACAGAGUGAAAGGAAAGGUCUUUAUGGAUGCAGGGUCGGACCGCAGGUUUCCUAAAAAGGGCCGUCGGAAGGGGGGAAAGGGAGGAGUCAGAGCCAAGGGACUUGACUGGGAAGAACAUAGUUUAAUGCAUUUUCUGUCUAUUCAUAUUUCCCCUCCCCCCUGCCAAGCCGUUGGCCAGACUGAGGUUUGUUCGUCGCCCCAACGGCACCCUUGCCCUUACCCAUUUUUCGGGAUGUUGCAAGUACCUCUGAAACGUCGGAGUAGUUCUACCAAAAUACACGGCACUGCAGCUAGGAAUGGAGCUAUCUUGCUCCUCACAGCCGUGAGAACUUAAACGUCCAAUCCACUUAUGACUUCCUAUGGUAAUAGAAGACCUUCGUUUAAAUUAUUCCUAUUAAUGUUAUCACUAAUGGCAAUUUUAAAAUUGUCGCGUUUAAUGUUAUCACAACAAAAUAAAAUUAUAUUUUAUUGUCAAAUUAUAAAGUG
Zootermopsis nevadensis is the source of this 2568-nucleotide messenger RNA. RefSeq lists its product as uncharacterized. NCBI's taxonomy places the organism in Eukaryota, Metazoa, Arthropoda, Insecta, Blattodea, Termopsidae. The record is from RefSeq and is a predicted model, not a curated record.